AUGGGCCCACCACAUUUUGAACCCGCAACCCGCAAUGGUCCAUUGCGCUCUCCUAUAAAUGCGAUGAGAGGUUACAAUUAUUUUCGAGCAGAAGCAGUUGUAGUCCAAAUGGAAAUAAGAAGAUUGUCUCUCGUAGUGGUGGUGAUAGGGAUGCUUAAUGUCCUGCUUUUAUCAGAAGGAUGUUUAGAGGAAGAGAGAAUUGCUCUCUUGCAAAUCAAAACUUCCUUUGAUUAUCCAAAUGGCACAUCAUCCCAGUAUUACUCUUGGGGAAAAGAUGCCAACUGUUGUAAUUGGGAAGGAGUUUUCUGCAAUGCCACUACAGGGCGAGUUCUCCAAAUCGAUCUUCUCUACGAGAGAUUAGCGGAUUGGUACUUAAAUGCCACUUUGUUUCUUCCUUUCCAAGAGCUGAACUCUCUUGAAUUGAGUGGAAACAACAUACUUGGCUGUGUUGAGAAUGAAGGCUUUGAAAGACUUUCAAAACUCGACAAUUUAGAGACUCUCUAUUUAAGUUAUAACAAGUUCAACAACAGCAUUCUAGCAUCUCUAAGUGCUCUUUCAUCUUUGAAAUCAUUAGAUCUAUCAAACAAUCGACUUAAAGGAUCGAUUAAUAUUGAAGAAUUGGAUGCUUUGAUCAACUUACAGGUGGUGGCUCUAAGCGGAAAUGAGAUUGACAAAUUUGUGUUCUUGGAAGAUAGUAGAGGUUUUCCAAACCUUAGCGGCAUUUAUUUAAAUAAUAUGACCACAAAUGGAAGAGGCAUCCCAUUCUCAUUACUGCAAUCAUUGGAAAAAUUCCCAAACCUCAGGAGCCUUGCUCUGGGAUGGAACCAUUUUGACGAAACAAUAUUAGCUCAAGGUGAUUAA
Messenger RNA from Dovyalis caffra, 861 nucleotides. Lineage: Eukaryota; Viridiplantae; Streptophyta; Magnoliopsida; Malpighiales; Salicaceae. The record is from the annotation of a GenBank genome assembly.